Pyricularia oryzae 70-15 is the source of this 4655-nucleotide messenger RNA. RefSeq names its product lipid A export ATP-binding/permease msbA. The coding region runs from base 5 to 4381 and encodes 1458 amino acids. Gene Ontology annotation, molecular function: ABC-type transporter activity; ATP hydrolysis activity; ATP binding. The transcript has 3 exons. The record is from RefSeq and is a predicted model, not a curated record. Gene Ontology annotation, biological process: transmembrane transport. Lineage: Eukaryota; Fungi; Ascomycota; Sordariomycetes; Magnaporthales; Pyriculariaceae. Gene Ontology annotation, cellular component: membrane.
AGCGAUGCUGACAGCCUUGCAGAGAAAUAUCCGCGAGCUUCAGAUAGCGACUAGCCAGACGUUGGGCUUCAUAUGUCAUGACUUUAUGCUUUCAAUCGCCGGCACGAUCGUGGCCUUCAAGUACGGCCCGCUGAUGACGCUUGUCAUCACCGCCACGGUCCCCAUUGCCAUGUUCAUCAUGCGAGCCCUCAGCCAAAUGCUCGAAAAGGCGGUCCGGACUCAAAAGGAAAAGCAGGCAGUCGCCACUAAGCUAUCGGCCGCAGCCAUCACCGGUAUCGACCUGGUCAAAGUUUACAACUCGCACGAACACGAGCUCCACAACUUUCGGCUGGCGGCUAGAGAGGCGGGCAAGCACGCACGCGUCCAGACCAUGUGGAAUGCCCUACAGGCGGCAUUUAUAAAGAUUUACAUGGCAGUCGUCUUUCUGUCUGGCUUCUUCUUUGGUAUAUACCAGGUAGAUCGAGGCAACAUGAGUGCGGGGGACGUCAUCACCACCUUUUAUGCCGCCCUCAGCACCUUUGAGGGAGUUCAAGGUCUGGGACCGCAUAUAUUGAGCCUUGUCAGGGGCAUGCAGGCUAGCAAGGCGCUAAAAUCGGUGGUUUCGGACCGUGUCGUGGAGAUGGGUGGUGGUCGAAAGCCUAGAGUGUUUGAGGGGAGGAUCGAAGUCAAGAGUGUCAGCUUCGCUUAUCCCUCUAAUCCAGCGGUACAGGUCUUGAAGCCAACCUCAAUGACCUUCAAGCCCGGAAAAAUGACCUUUCUCGUCGGGCGGAGUGGCUCUGGUAAAAGUACCAUCACCAACCUGCUGGUCAAAUUCUACGAGCCCCUGAGCGGCGAGAUACUCCUAGAUGAGCAUCCCCUUCAGACACUAAGCUCCGAGUGGGUCCGAAAGAAUGUCACACUCGUGCAGCAGCAGAGCACACUCUUCAGCGACACUCUGUACGCAAACAUCGCCAUGAACUCGGAAAACGUCAGCCAGGACAAGGUCAAAGCAGCCUGCGAGAUGGCGCUGCUUCAGUCAACCAUUGCGGGUCUACCUCAGGGGCUAGAUACCCUCGUUGGCCCAGGUGGACAGAGCCUCAGCGGUGGACAGAGACAGAGGGUGGCCCUGGCUCGUGCACGCCUUCGUGAUACACCUGUGUUGAUACUAGAUGAGGUUACCAGUGGCCUGGAUCCCAAGUCGAAGCUGAUGAUCAUGGACGCAAUCCGAUAUUGGCGCAGUGGUAGGACAACGAUAGUUAUUACUCACGACGUGUCUCAAGUCGGGGAUGAUGAUUACGUCUAUGUCAUGGACAAGGCCGAGGUUCGCGAGGAGGGCCUCUGCAAACAACUUCUGAGCAGUCGAGAUGGCUACUUUUUGCAGCUACGGGCCCUGGCAGAGUCAGGGGCUGAUUCCAACGGCCCUGAAGGGGUCAUGACCCCAGAGGAUGACUUGUCCAGCCUAAGCUCAUCCGAGGACGAACUUGAUGUAGACAUGAGUGGGAAGUCUUUUUACAUCCCAGAGCCAAAGACUACAUCCUCUUUUGGCGCUUUGGGCAGGAUGUCUUUUGUCCCCAUUCCAGGCACGAACGGUCCCAUAUACCCGACCCCAAACCAGCCCGGCUCUGGUGCCUAUCUACAACUGCAUCGAAGCCCUCGUCACAGACACCGCGAACAAGGUCGGCCGAACAAUUGGCAAGACGCCGAGGUAUCCAAGCCGCGAAGAGGUAGUAUUGACUUGAUCCAGGCGCGCGGUCUUUCGGCCCUUGCAAACAGAUCGCCUGUGAAGCGUCCCUUGCCGCAAGGUGGUCGCAUUGGUGGUGUGCUGAGGCGGUUGUCGACGAGGUCGUCUCCUAUAGAAGAUGUGGAGAUGUCGCCUUUCAGGGACCAUGAUAAAGGAGUAAAGGAAGUGGUUAGGGAGAGGAUUAGAGAAGCAAUAGGGAAAGGGACGGGGGCUGGGAAAAGAGGUGUGACGAAAAGACAGGCGAGGAGAGGUAAGAAGGACGGGCCGGAUGAAGAGGCGACCAACACAACAGGACACAUGCCGGCAUAUCAGAUAUUAAAGACUGUCUGGCCGGCACUCGACACCAAACACCGCCUCUACGCCGUCGCGGCACUAUUUUGGUGCAUAGUAGCAGCAGGCUGCAGCCCCGUCUUUGCAUUUGUCUUCUCGAACCUGCUACAGGCAUUCUGGGCACAGGGAAGCAAGCUGGAGGCGGGAACCAAGUGGGCCAUCGUUCUUGGCUGCGUCGGCAUCCUCGACUUCACUGCCGUCUUCUUCACCUUCUUCCUGGCCGGUGCCGUCGCACAGGAGUGGGUAGACACCCUCAAGGUAGACGCCUUCUUCAGCAUCCUCUGCCAGCCACGUGCGUGGCACGACCGAAGCAAAAACUCGGCCGCUCGCGUUUGUGACGUCCUGGACCGCGGGGCCGACGAGAUGCGUACGAUUGUGGCCCAGUUUACCCCCAUCGCCCUCAUCGUCGUCAUCAUGGUCAGCUCGGCCAUCGUCUGGGCCAUGGUGAUCCUAUGGCAGCUGACGUUGGUUGCGUUGGCCGUCUUUCCGUUUGUUGGCCUCUGCGUCUUCUUCUCUACCCGGACUAGCGAGAAGUGGGAGGCCCUGUCCAACGAAUCGGCCGAGGCUACGGGGGGCAUUCUUUCCUCUGUGGUUUCCGACAUCCGGGUCGUCCGCGCUUUUCUCCUGGAAAAGUUCUUUGGCGAUCGUUUCGAAGCAGCUGCCGAGCGGGCAUUCACCAUCGGUAAGAAACGCGGGCUAUACACCGGCAUCUGGGGCGGCAUACACUGCUCCAUCUCACAAUGGCUCGUCGUCGUCAUCUUUACCUUUGGUGUGUUCCUGCUCACCACGGCCGAGAGCGUCAACGUCGGCGACAUCAUCCAGGUUGUCAACUUGUUGAUGUUCACCGUCGGCAGCGCCACCAUGAUGAUGUCCAACAUCCCUCAAAUCGCAGCUGCCCAGGCAAAGGCGGCUCAGAUGCUGCACUUGGCCAAGAUGCCGCGCGACCAUCCGGAUCAGCAGGAGCUGGGCAAGAAGAGGCUUCUCACUCCACUUCCCACCGUCUUCAACAAACUGCGCUUUGCGUACCCCGGCAGAGACCAGCAGGUUUUGCGAAACGUCAGCCUCUCCAUCCCGAGCGAGGGCUGUACAGCAAUAGUCGGCGGUUCGGGCUGUGGCAAGAGCACCAUCGCCGCCUUGAUCUUGGGGCUUUAUGAGCCGCUCUAUGACGACGACCCGAGUCCCACCGGUGGCGCUUCUCCCAAGGCGUCUCGAAAAGGCAACUUCGAGGUAAUCUCUCCGGUGGUGUCCUACCCUCUCGGACCAGUGGCAUCCUCUCCUCUUCCGUCAUUGGUAUACUCUCCUCCGCAAGGCGGUACGAGGGCUAGCUCCCACCGCAGGAGCGGCGAGCUUGGUGCACUCACAUAUGCCGGCUUCGAUGCCCGUGAGAUCUCGACCAAAGCCCUACGCGGCAUGAUGGCAUACGUACCACAACAACCAUUCAUCUUCCCCGGCACCAUUCGAGAAAAUAUCGUAUAUGGCCUUCCUGAGGAUGAGUCAGUGCUCCGAGGACAGCACAACGUUGAACUGGCUGCUCGCGAGGCAGACAUCCACGAGUUUAUCAUUUCGCUGCCCCAGGGCUAUGAGACCCUCGUAGGGGACGGCGGAGUGGCACUAUCCGGAGGCCAGGCGCAGAGGCUGUGCAUCGCAAGAGCCCUCGCCAGACGACCGAAGCUCCUGGUUCUCGACGAACCCACCAGCGCGCUCGACGCCGAGAGCGGCCAGUCGGUCAUGGACACUCUGAGGACCCUGGUCUGCCGCCGGGACGGCGAUCUCAGCACCGCCGCCGCCUCCCCCUUGCUAAGAAAAGCGGGUGGUACCCUCAGCCCCUACAGCCCGCAGCACCCCGACCCGUACAACUGGGAGGGCAACUUCUUCCGCAAGAGCGAGGGCAGGUCCUUCAGCUACGUCCACGGAGCUGCCGCCGGCACACAGCACCGGCAGCCGGCCGUCGUGGUCAUCACGCAUUCGCGCGAGAUGAUGAAGAUGGCGGACCGCCUCGUCGUCAUCGACAACGGCUGCGUGGCCGAGACGGGCACCUAUGAGUACCUGAUGGCGGCGGGCGACAGUCGGCUCGCGGAGCUGCUCGACGGGGGAUACCGUGCGCCGGCGGCCAAGAGCAGCGGCGUGCCGAUGGAAAAUACCACGAGCUUGGAGCCGGUGCCGGUCUCGCCCAGGACCUUGACGAGGGUAGUUUCGCCCUCGCCGGAGCAGUAUCGUCGGAACAACCGCUCAAGCCCCGGGGGUAUUCCGCAGAGGCAGCAGAGGCCGGGGAUGAAUAUGGAGGACAUGUUUUUGCCGCAGGUGGCUUGGCAGGAAGACGAUAGGAGCUGAUAACCCUUAGAGAGUAAUGGAGGAAAGGAUACUUGGAUACCAAGAAUAUGCUAUACGAGCUUGGACAGAAGAGGGCGCCAAGGAGAGGGUAGAAGAGAAGUGUGGCAAAGGUGAAGGCCCACAGGGAAGCCAGCCUCCUGCUACAACUCCAUCUUUUAAAAAUAUCCAAGUAGUUUGACCGAUCUUUCUAGUAAUGCAUAUCAACAUGGGCCAUUACAUCAAAUAAAUAAUGCCUUUUAUUAACUCUACACAUUAUUUCUUUGCAGAAAUUGCA